Paracoccidioides lutzii Pb01 is the source of this 2739-nucleotide messenger RNA. RefSeq names its product WD domain-containing protein. The record is from RefSeq and is a predicted model, not a curated record. Gene Ontology annotation, cellular component: anaphase-promoting complex. The coding region runs from base 1 to 2739 and encodes 912 amino acids. Gene Ontology annotation, molecular function: protein binding; anaphase-promoting complex binding; ubiquitin ligase activator activity. The transcript is spliced from 2 exons. Gene Ontology annotation, biological process: positive regulation of anaphase-promoting complex-dependent catabolic process; positive regulation of ubiquitin protein ligase activity; anaphase-promoting complex-dependent catabolic process.
AUGCUCUCAAAAUCCCAGUCGGUGGAAGAGCUAAGAUAUGCCACGAAUAACGACAGUCUCUCAUUGACUCUCUUCCCCGACCCUCCUGUUGAGCGGUCCAUCUCUGAACCAGACAAUGGGCGGACCCCUUCUCCAGAUGCCCAAACUUCGGGCUCGUCUUCUCCCACUUCAUCUCAAUAUCAAACAGACACGUUUCCUUCUCCCACCCAAGAUUCAAUAACCAGCCCCGGGUCUAGUCUCAAUGUCAUUAGUCCCUUGAAUAAUAGUUACUUCUUCCAGGGGAAAAAGGGGGAUGAUGUCGAUAUAACUCACAGUCCAACAAACCCCAGCCUACUCCACUUACCUAAUAGGAGGCAGGGAUUUAUCAGAAGUCCAUCUCCAGUCUCCCCUCAUAGUAGAUUCUCGUCUCCGGAUCGCUUUCUUCCCAUUCGGGAACCGCACACUUCAGAGGUAUCCCCAUUCCGUCUAAAUAAGAAUCCACGUCUUCUUUCUCCUGGAGAAAAGCUGCUCCGGCGACAAGACCCAAGAGCAGAUCCAUUUGCUCCAUACCAGCCAAGGAGAAGUGUUGUUGGGUCCAGGUCAAAUCGGUCUUUGGACCGUAGAGACACUCCUCACCACCUUCCACGGCAUGUCAGUGAUACCUCCGUUUACGCCAUGAAUGACAGGUCAGCUGGUAGCAGAAACCAACGACAGAUCAGCGCGGGAGCAGUCUGGAGCGUGGGAGGAACCUUUGCUGCAACCGGAAGUGCUCCUGUAGGGGUACAAGAUGGCCACGGAGGGCUGCUUUCGACGGGGUCAAGUGCUCCGAUGUAUGUCGCCAAUUUUCUGGAUAAGGAUACGCAUGCCCAACAUCUCAAACGGCAUGAAGCUCGUCUUGCAGCUGCAUUGGAUAUCGAUCAAGCUACUAAAGUCUUAAAUUUUGGUGAUACUGCAUCCUAUCCAGAGCAUAUACAUACCACGGGGGACUCUCUGCGUGGACAGUACCCUUCUUACUUAUGGAAAAACAGUAGCUGGGUGAGAGCCGAUACUAGCACACCAAAGAAAAUCGUAUGCAAACCAAAACGAGAAGCCGUUCCGUCAACACCUUUCCGAGUUCUAGAUGCACCUCUUUUACGGGACGACUUCUACUGCUCCACCCUGGCGUAUUCCUAUACUGCUCGCAUGCUUGCUGUCGGCCUGAGUAGUCGUGUGUACCUUUGGUCGGAGCUGCUUGGGGUACAAUAUCCGCCAUUGACUCCCCAUUUAGCUUCAAACUACGUGACAUCUCUUUCCUUUUCUUCAUCACAGGGAGGAAAUAGCAUCUUGGCCGUUGGCCGACAUGGUGGUCAAGUUUCUCUAUGGAGCACCUUCGAUACCGUGGUUCGUUUUGAGUUUUACCAACCCAAUUCGGUCUCCUGUGUCUCAUUUAAACAAACCCCUACCAAAAGGCAUUCGGCACGUUUUCAGUGUUCAUUUGUUGACACUGAGGAUUUGGUUGUUGGAGAUGAUGCAGGAAUUGUGUGGUACUAUUCCGUGGAAUGGACAGAUCCAAAAUCAAGAGAACUUCACGGGUGGAACGGAUCUACGACCCUCAUCGCGAAGAUUUCCGCUCACACUCAACAAAUAUGCGGCCUGGUAUGGUCUCCAGAUGGCAAAUACCUUGCAACAGGAGGAAAUGACAACGCUUGCCUCUUGUUUGAUAUUUCAGACGUCCUAGGAAAGGAGGGCGAGCGCGGACAGCUCCACACCCCGGGCCAGGCGUCAGAUCAGCCAACGUCAAGCCAAGCUCGAAGCAAUCUACCUCGGUUUCCAUACCGCUCUCAAUUAAAUCGAAUCUUUGACUGGAGUCACAUCAAUCAGUUAGCCCUACCCAUAUCGCUGGCUGGUGGUGGUUCGCGUGCAACACGCUCUCAUUCCCCAUUAAAUAGAACCAGCAACCCAAUAUCCGGACAAUCUCAGGCUAUUUUCGUACCGGCAAACCGCCAGAAAUAUAAAUUCCCGCACUCAGCCGCAGUGAAAGCAAUGGCUUUCGCUCCUUGGCAGCCGUCUCUCUUAGCUACUGGUGGUGGCUCAAAUGAUCGUUGCAUUCAUUUCUACCACACAGGAUCAGGGGCCUGUCUUGCAACAAUCAACGUCCAUGCUCAGGUUACAAGUCUCAUUUGGAGCAAAACACGGCGCGAGAUAGCAGCGACUUUCGGAUAUGCACAACCGGAGCACCCCUUUCGAGUAGCCGUUUUCGCGUGGCCCAGUUGCCAGCAGGUUGUAGCUAUCCCUUGGACGCCAUCGUCUGAUGGCGGACCCGGCAGCACCGAUUCUGACAAUUCAUUCGAUUGUGGUCGGGCUCUAUGGGCAAUCAGCUAUCCGGGGGGUCCUAACGAUACGGCUUAUGUUGGAGGGGACGAUCGUAUGCCAUCCACCUCAUCGACCAACUCUACCAUUAGACCCGCUGCUCCAGGUGUCACCGUCGGAGGCGAUACCAACCGACCUGUGUUUCCUGGGUCCGGCCUUACAACAGUUACAACUGAGAGCAGUCCAAUAACACGGCCUCGGGCAGCUUAUAAGGAAGGGGGUACGUGGUGGUCCCGUACUGCUGAAGAAGGAUGUAUCAUAGUUGCAUCCAGUGACGAAUGUGUGAAAUUCCAUGAGGUUUGGAGUGGGACACGGAAGAGUACAAUGGGAACUACGGGCCAGUUGGGUGGGAGCGCUAUUUUGGAAAGUUUGGAAGGGAUUGAUUGGGAAGGGAGUGAGAUUAUUCGAUAG